This is a messenger RNA of Thyridium curvatum, 1269 nucleotides long. RefSeq lists its product as uncharacterized. The record is from RefSeq and is a predicted model, not a curated record. The coding region runs from base 1 to 1269 and encodes 422 amino acids. Gene Ontology annotation, cellular component: nucleus; cytosol; perinuclear region of cytoplasm. The transcript is spliced from 2 exons. Gene Ontology annotation, molecular function: small GTPase binding; GTPase activator activity. Lineage: Eukaryota; Fungi; Ascomycota; Sordariomycetes; Thyridiales; Thyridiaceae. Gene Ontology annotation, biological process: activation of GTPase activity; nucleocytoplasmic transport.
AUGGCGUCUUCGACAAAGAUCUUUUCCCUCGAGGGGAAGAGUCUCAAGCUCGACACUGCCGAGGACCUCGAACCCCACGUUGCAGACCUCAAGGCCAUGGAGGAUGUCGAGGAGGUUAGGAUGCUGGGCAACACCUUGGGUGUCGGCGCUUGCAAGCGCCUGGGCGAGAUCCUAGCGACCAAGAAGAGCCUACAGGUUGCCAACCUUGCCGACAUCUUCACCGGUCGUCUACUAAACGAGAUCCCCGAGGCUCUCUCGUCCCUCCUCACCUCUAUUCUCAACCUCCCCAAGCUCAAUACCAUCAACCUGAAUGACAACGCUUUCGGUCUCAACACCCAGGCGCCGCUUGUUGCCUUCCUCGCCGCACACGUCCCCCUGCAGCAUCUUUACCUCAACAACAACGGCUUGGGCCCUCAUGCCGGCAUCCUGAUCGCUGACUCCUUGUCCGAGCUUCACAAGAAGAAGGAGGAGGCGCGCAAGAAUGGACAGACUGUUCCAGAUCUUGAGACCGUUAUCUGCGGCCGAAACAGACUGGAGAAUGGCAGCAUGACGGCUUGGGCAAAGACCUUCAGCCUGCACAACAAGAUCAAGGUGAUCAAGAUGGUUCAGAAUGGCAUUCGCCAGGAGGGUAUCAGCCAUCUGUUGAGCGAGGGCUUGAAACACACUUCGGAGCUCCAGGUGCUGGAUCUGCAGGAUAAUACAUUCACUCUUCUCGGCGCCCGUGCCUUGGCCAAGGUUGCGCCUACCUGGGCCAAUAUUCAGGAACUGGGUGUGGGUGACUCUCUGCUUGGUGCCAAGGGCGGUAUCGUGCUAUCACAGGCGCUUGCUCAGGGAAAAAACAAUAAGCUGGAGAUUCUGCGGCUCCAGUACAACGAGAUCACGGCUGCAGGACUGAAGGGCUUCGCCGAGGCCGCAAAGGAGGGCCUUCCGGCUCUGAAGAGGCUCGAGGUCAACGGCAACAAGUUCUCCGAGGAUGACGAGGCAGUUUUGCUCCUCCAGGAGCUCUUCGAAGAGCGGAAGGAGAAGCUGGCUGGUGAUGUUGUCAUCGAGGAUGACUGGGGCCUGGACAGCCUGAGCGAUCUUGAGGAGGAAGACUCUGACGAGGAGGAAGAAGAAGAAGAGGAGGACGAGGAAGAGGACAUCAAGCCCGAGGAUAGGGCUGAGAAGCUCAUCAAGGAGGCAGAAGAGGCUCAGGAGGAACCCACGGUUCAGCUCAAGGACAAGGAUGUCGAUGCGCUUGCCAGCAAGCUGGAGAAGACAUCCAUUUGA